This is a messenger RNA of Ostertagia ostertagi, 987 nucleotides long. NCBI's taxonomy places the organism in Eukaryota, Metazoa, Nematoda, Chromadorea, Rhabditida, Trichostrongylidae. The record is from the annotation of a GenBank genome assembly.
AUGGGAAUGAGGUUGGAGUCUGCAGAAGUUCAGGAGAUUCUAAAACAGUUUGUUAUUAGCGACGAUGAUUUGCACGUCAUUAGCUGUAAGAUAGAAGCAGAAAUGAAAGCUGGUCUUGCCAGUGUAGACGGGUCUUCAAUAGCCAUGUUGCCCUCCUACGUACCAGCGUUGCCUGAUGGAUCUGAGGAAGGCAAGUACGUGGCGAUCGAUCUUUCCGGUAAAAAUUUACGUAUAAUGUUACUCACUCUCAAUGGUACUGGACGUGAACCUGCUGCUGUUAACAACAAUUAUAUUGUACCUAAUCAUGUGAUGAAAGGCACUGGUGAUCAACUAUUCACAUUUAUUGUCAACUGUCUGCAACGUUUCCUGCAAGAGUUUGGUCUAGUCGAAGCCAACCUACCCAUCGGUUUUGUUUUUUCCUAUCCAUGUGAGCUUCUAUCUAUUCGUUCCGCUCGACUGCUGUGGUGGACAAAGGGAUUUGAUAUCAAGGACUGCCUAAGGAAGGAUGUUGUCCAACUGCUGGAGGAGGCUUUGGAAAUGAACAUGGCAAUUGGGCAGCUUGCGGCAGCUGGUCACAAAUAUGGCCCUGAAUGCACGAUCGGUGUUGUUAUAGGUUAUGGGUGCAAUUCGUCCUAUUUGGAGAAAACCUCCCGCAUCACAAAAUUCGACGCUAAAGCUAAAGGAUACAAGCACCCCAAUAUGGUAGUCGUUACCGAAUGGGAGGAGUUUGGCUCGAAGGGUGAACUUGAUUCCGUUCUCACACAGUUUGACAAAGAGAUCGAUGCAGCUUCAGUUCACCAAGGGAAGCAAAUCAUCGACAAAUUAACCGGUGCGCUUUACUUGGGAGACUUGGUUCGUCGAGUGCUGUCUCAGUUGGUGCUCGACCGUAAUCCUCGGUUUGAUUGGCCACUUUUUUCCUUGUUUGUCGCUUGUGAAAAAUUGGACGAGCCUGACACAUUCCCUACAAAAUACAUCAGUGAAAUUCUU